UAUGUGCUUCCAAGUGAGAAGGGUGUUCAGGAAACCAAAGAAUGUUUAUGUUCGACCUCUCUUGAUUUCGUUUGGUUUCAGAAUGUUCCAUGUCAAUUUUUCGCUAUAGUAUUUGAUGCGGGGUCAACGGGUACUCGGCUACACUUGUACAGAUAUGCUCACAAUUCAGACUUGAGAGGAAUUCCAUUCAGAGUAGAAGAGGAAAUAUUUCGAGAAGUAAAGCCGGGUCUGUCCUCAUUCAGUGACAACCCCGCCGAAGCGGCCAAAUCAAUUCGGACGCUACUGCUGACCGCUCAAGCAACUGUCCCCACAUAUAUGUGGGAGAAGACUCCCGUAACCCUAAGGGCUACAGCUGGCCUUCGACUUCUUCCUGGAGACCUAGCUGAUGAGAUCCUUGAUGCGGUAGAAGACGAAAUCCUCAACAGCGGAUUUUUCGUCAUCCCAGAGGCAGUGAGUAUUAUGAGCGGUUCUGAUGAGGGGAUGUACAGCUGGUUCACCUUAAAUCUUUUACUAAAUACACUUUAUCCCGAUAAUGCUGCUCAUCCGUAUUCACCUGAACCUUCAAAAAGCGUUGCUGCGUUCGACUUGGGGGGCGGCUCAACACAACUUACUUUUUGGCCUGAGGAUGUGCGCAUGUUUGAUGUUUAUAAGGAUUACGAAAGGGACAUAAAUUUUUUUGGACAUCGCAUGCGGUUGUUUACGCACAGCUUUCUUGGCAAUGGACUUAUUGCUGCCCGCCUGAAUAUGCUUCUUGAUCCUUCAAAAGAUGAGCAUGAAAGUAAAAAUCUCAAUUCGUCAUGUUUUCCUCCUGAUUUUGAAGUUCAUGAUUGGGAAUAUGCUCUCAAAAAGUGGACUAUAAGAGGAACAGAGAAUUAUUCGUUCAAAUCUUGCUACGACUCAGCCCGACAGUUCGUCAACAUUAGCAAUAUUAUGAAACUUCCAACCCUUCACAAUAAGAUGAUUUACCUGUUUUCGUACUACUACGAUCGCGGGUUAAAUGCUGGUUUGGUAAAGGAAAAUGUUGGAGCUUGUUCGCGAUCGGCGGGCCAACUUCAGGGCCCUCAUUGGAUGCCCUGGCAAUGUCAAGAUUUAACGUAUAUCUACAGUUUGCUUCAUGAUGGCUUUGGCUUUCUGGAGUCGCAACCAUUAUUUUUAGCAAAGAAACUCAGAGGAAUGGAAGUAGCGUGGGGUCAGGGAUUAUCCUAUACUUUGGUGCACGAAUUCCACAAAACACAGAUGUCAGCUUUCCUUGAACGAGCCAACGGUACAGUAGCCGAUCAAAUCAUGUCUUAUAUUUAUUCUAGCACCAAUACAGUAUUGUCUUACUUUAAAAUCAUAUCGUAAAG
Strongylus vulgaris is the source of this 1346-nucleotide messenger RNA. The record is from the annotation of a GenBank genome assembly. Lineage: Eukaryota; Metazoa; Nematoda; Chromadorea; Rhabditida; Strongylidae.